Molecule: messenger RNA, 909 nt
Organism: Trichoderma atroviride IMI 206040
Lineage: Eukaryota; Fungi; Ascomycota; Sordariomycetes; Hypocreales; Hypocreaceae
Source: RefSeq, a predicted model, not a curated record
AUGGCCCCCGAUCUCCCUUCCAGCUACAACACCUUCACCCUCCCAACGCUCCUCUUCUCCCACCACCCAGCCUCCUCCUCGGCCGUCACGCCCGUCAUCAUCAUCAAGCUCCACCGUCCCGCCGCCCACAAUGGCUUCACCCAGGAAAUGGCCCGGUCCCUCAUCUCGGCCUUUAGCCUCGUCUCCUCGGACCCGCGCGUCCGCGCCAUCGUCCUGACCUCGUCAGACCCCAAGAACAAGCUCUUCUGCGCGGGCAUGGACUUCAACGCCGGCGGCGAGCAGAGCGCCAACGCAGACGUGCACCGCGACGAGGGCGGCCAGGUCAGCCUCGCCAUGUACAACUGCACCAAGCCCGUCGUCGUGGCGCUCAACGGCUCCGCGGUGGGCGUCGGCAUCACCAUGACGCUGGCGGCCAACAUCCGCGUCGCGAGCAGCGCCGCAAAGAUUGGUUUCGUCUUUGGCCGCCGGGGCUUCUGCUUCGAGGCCUGCAGCAGCUUCUUCCUGCCGCGGCUGAUUGGCACCUCCAAGGCGCUGCACCUGGCCACCACGGGCGGCGUCUAUCCCGCCGGGCACAAGCUGCUCGACGGCUUGUUCAGCGAGAUCGUCGACGCGGCCGAGGUGCUCCCCACGGCGCUGCGGAUCGCGGACGAGGUUGCGGCCAAUGUCAGCCUGGUGUCGGCGGCGGUGAUGAAGAACCAGGUGUACCGCGCGCCGGCGACGCCAGAGGAGGCGCAUCUCGUGGAGAGCAAGCUGUUUUACUCGCUUGUGAGGAGCGACGAUGCCAAGGAGGGGAUCCAGAGCUUUCUGCAGAAGAGGCAGCCCGAGUUCAAGGACACGAUAGAUGAGAAUGCGCCGCCGGGGUAUCCAUGGUGGGCGCCGGUUGAUGUUCGAUCAAGGUCGAAGCUGUGA